Penaeus vannamei (Pacific white shrimp) is the source of this 3731-nucleotide messenger RNA. NCBI's taxonomy places the organism in Eukaryota, Metazoa, Arthropoda, Malacostraca, Decapoda, Penaeidae. The record is from RefSeq and is a predicted model, not a curated record.
GAGGAAACCCGCCCCCAAGGAAAGCGUCCCUUGUGUGAGGUAAAGCUCCACCGUGCUCUUUGCAACCUGCUCAGUGAGCUCAGCCCCUGGGAAUCUAAACUGUUGGCAGCCAACAAGAGAAUGCGGACCAAGAUGAGGCACGAAUGGACGGAUUACCAAAAGAGAGAUGAAAAUUACAUAGACCCGGCCGAGGAGGCCUGGGCAAGUGACCCUGAGCCAGAGCCAGAACCUCCCCCGCCACCACCCCAAGAGUCCUCCUCAUCCUCGUCAUCUAGUGAGGAGUCCCUGGAUGAGGAGGGGAACCCAAAGCGAAAGUUACGGAAGCGGCGGGCGAAGCAGCAGGCAGCUUCGCUGAUCAUGGAGAACACGGCACCGGCCCCUGAGGUGACCAGUGUUGCCACACCAGAGGAGACCUCAGAUGGCUAUGCCGUCUCAUCAAGGGGCCGUAUACGCAAGGUCAAGAAAAUGAUCAACUAUGAUGGGCUAGACUUUGAGAAGCUGGCACUACAGGCCUCACUGGAGGCUGAGCAGGAGAGGGUGAGGAAGAAGAGGAAGAAGGAGGAGGAAGAGAGGGAACGUGAAGAGCAGGAGAACAGUAACAGCAGCAGUAGCAACAGUCACCAGCCGAUGUCAGGGGUGCGGCGUUACCUCAUGUCACAGACAGGGCGGCUGAUGGGCUACAUUGACAAUGAGGGACAGGUUCACUCAGGCAGUGCAGUGAAGGACGCCAAGAGUGACAGAGGAGUUGACAUAUCAUCAGUGAGGAACUUGGCUAGCCAGCUUGUGUCUGGGGCUAAGAAGGACAGCACACAUACUCCUCUGAAAACAGGUGUCAGUGCGCCCAGUGAGACUGUUCAGAACUCCAGCCUAAAGCCAGGAGUCCCCACGGUGGUGGUGGCAGCCAUCAACAACCAGGGUUCGCCGGUGUACGUGCGCGUGGUGGGUGAGCAAGCACUGCAGCUGGUCAAGUACAUGCGUCCCAGUACCAAGGGCCCCGUGUCUCAGAUCAAACUGCAGCACCACGGCCAGACUUACACUGUUAACACCAAUGCUCACAUGAUAACACACAACAUUCCAGGCAUGCCAGAUGGGGAGGCCACAGAGAAGCCAAGCCCCAGCACCACUCAGUCUGGUAACAGUGCCGUCCCGCCUACCUCAGCUCUGACUCAGCCGAGACCUGCCACCGCUCUCCAGGCCCUCUCCACAAGCACCUCGCCCUCUGGUCCACGCGUAGCACCCGUGUCCAACAUGGUGACCUCGGCACCUAAUCCUCCCAACACUCUUGCUCUUGCAUACCGGGGAGUGUCAAAGCCCACCAGGCCACUGACCAUUUCUACACCAAGUCGACCCACAGGCACACUAGUGCCAGGCGCUGUGGCACUGCAGAAUCCUAACCACCAGACAGCCCUUGCCACAACGAGGCUGGUGUCGGCGUCGCCGUCGGUAGUGUCGUCUGUGGUGCCGCCCACUGUCAGGAGCAAUACCAGUCUUGGUUCGUCCACCCACAAUGUCAUGACUGUCAGUCAGCAGGUCAGCAACAGACAGCCAGCUCCCACGGUAAUUGCCUCCUCCCCCAGACCACCUGGGACACCAGUGGUUAACAGAAUAGCUGUGUCGUCUGGCAUGGCUCACAGCAAUGUCGGUGCUAGUCCACAUCAGCCUGGGACACAGGUGGUAGUGCAGCAGCAACAGCCGCAACAGCAGACAGUCGGACAGCAACAGCCACAGCAGCAGCAGCAGGCAGUGGUCCAGACCCCAGCACCAGUAACUCUUGCCAGCUCACAGCCUUUGGGACAAGCAGUAACAGUCACAAGCAUGGCAGUGCCUGGUGCUGGGGGUCAAGUACAACUCAAGCUGGAGUCUGAGUCAUUGGCUCAGCUGAUGCAGCGCACUGGGAGCAAGAUUGUUGCUCUGCCCAAUGGGCGAGGAGGCUAUACCCUCUCCCUCACCCCUGGAGCUGUCACCCCUGGUCAGGCAGGCCAGAAGGCACAACAGACUCAGAUAGCAGCCAACACUGCCGCCAAGGUACAGGUCGUGUCCUGUACAACGCCCAUUCUCCAGGAAGCCUCCCCGCCGCCCGCACCACAGCAACAGCAGCAAGUGAUCCAGCAACAAGCUCACAUCAUCUCGCCCCAAGGAGUCUCCAGAACAGCUACAGUGGUCCACCCAGGCAUGGCCGCAGUUCCCCGGGCAACUGGUGUAGUGCAGCAACAGGUGGUGAGACAGGUUGUACCAGUGACCCAAGCACAUGUGCUGAAGGAUACAGGUACAGCCACACAAGUGGUGGCAUCCAGUGGAAGCCAGCAGCAGACGGUGUACCAGCGUGUGGGUGUGCCGCAGCGGGUGUACAACCAGCUGGUGACAGCCACUUCCAGCGCCCCUGCCACAACCUCCGUGCCCGCCUCCCAGCACACUCUUGCUACCACAGUCGUCAAUGCGAACCAGCAGGUGCAGGGGGCCCUCCAGCAUGCAGUGGUCCAGAAAGCCACUACGAGUGGCACUCCACAGGCAGUCAGCUUCCAGGCCACGUCACCAGGGGGCCAGCAGCAACAGUUUGUGGUACAGCAGCGUGUGGUGCCAAGCAGCCAGGUGACAACGCAAGCGACACCAGCAGUGGUUCAGCAGGCCACUGGCGGAGCGACCACAACCUUCAAGCCCAUGGUCAUUAGUCAGGGGGUCCAGCAGGGUGGUCAGCAAGUGGUUCGGGUUGCCCACACCCCCGUCAUACAGCAACAGCAGCAGCAGCAGGUAGUGAGGUUGCAACACGCGUCGCCUACGAACACAACGCAGAAGCUGGUGCAGAUAGUACAGCCAGGAGGUGCAAGACAGGUGGUUCAGAUGGUGCAGCAGGUGGUUGCCACGCAGGCGCAGGCCACGGCAGGUCAUCAGGGCCUCAUCUACGUACAAGGGUCGGGUCAGGUCAUACAGCAGCAACCUAAAACGUCAAUAGGGACCAUCCAGCAGAGUCUGGCACAGCCACAGCAGCAACAGGUAGUGGUAGGUCAGGUGGCUCAGCAGCAAAUUUUGCAGCAGCAGCAACAGCAGCAGGUGGCAGUGCAACCACAGCCGCAAAUAGUACAACAGCAGCAGAUUCUGCGACACCAACCACAAGCCACACAUCAGGUGACGCAGCAACAGCAGGCUGUAGUCCAACAGCAGCAAACUGUAGUGCAACAGCAACAGCCUGCACCACAGCAACAGCAACAGCAGCAACAGACACAGCCACAGGUACAGCAAGGUCGACUUGUGUUACUGAGAACAAAUCAAGGCGAGCAGGUGUGCCUGCAGCACGCGGACGGGAGGGUGUCGCUGCUGUCCCAGGAGCAGCUGCAGGCAGUCAUUAGAAACGGCUCGAAUAAGGCCGCCCAACAGACGUGAGAGGAGACCCGCAGCUGCUAGAAACAGCAGAGACAAGAGUGACGUUGCUCCAGUGAUAUCAUGAACUGACAGCCGGUGUUGAAACAGGAGAGAUCAUGCAGGAGGUUUUUCCUUUUUUGUUUUGUUUUGACGAGGUGAAGUUGUUUAUUACAUAGUGCGUGUGCGUAUCGUGUGUGAGUGUCCACGUGCAAGUGCGAAAGGCUCCGGCUAACGAGAUGGAAUUGCGUUCCCCAAGGGAUGAAUUCGUCACAGGAAGAGGAAAAAUCACAUUUUGACAUUGUAUGUAUUUUAUUUUAUUCUAAAAUGGACCUCUGUUGUAGUAGACGUCUUUUACAAUUAAACUAAACAUUAUU